UAUACAAUUUCAUCAGGGGAUCUGCUCUUCCUCUUUUUCUCAAGACAAAUAAAUAUUCAAGAACUUCUUCUGUGCUACUCGGAGAGUUUUGCUUUGAUCAGCUAGACAACUUAAGCUUUGACAGUUUAUUCGCCUACUUAUUUAUUCACUACUGGUUCCUCGGCAUCAUUUUUUGUUCAAUAAGUCGCGUUCGUUACUACGUUGAAUGUUCAGUAUAUAUUCUAGGAAGCUUAGUUUAAGCUUAGUUUGAGAGCGGAUAGCUAGAUAAUCUGCCAGAUUGCUUUGGGUUUUUGGUUUCUACACUACCAAACCAAAAUAAAUCUACAUCGAAACUACUCACUCAUACAAUACACAUCCUCCAAUUCCAACACAAAAUGGAAGCUCUAAUCACACAAACCAAGCAAUUAGCCGAGAAUGCCAAUGAAACAACACGCCAGCAACUAAUCGAGCAACUUCGCGAACUUAUCUAUUCCCUCGAGACAGAAGAUGAUACGAUGCAAAGACUACUAUACCGAGUAAGUAACGACAAAACCCCACCGUAAAGAAUUCCACUCACAUCCGAUCUCAGCAGCUGGAAAUAGUAAUGAUUAGAGUAGGAGAAGACCUGGGGCUCUUCGAGCUUCCAAGUUCUAGUGCGAACCCUUUGAUUAUCGAAGAACUUUCCCAGGAAACGGGUGCUGCACCUGUAUUACUCGGUCGUAUAUUGAGAUAUCUUGCUUCGAUGAAACUUAUCAACAAGACGGGAAAAUAUCAGUAUACUUCUACCAAAAUCACCAGAACACUCGCUGUAUCCGGUAACAAAGCUGGUAUUUAUCAUCAGUAAGUAUGACACUUCUCUAGUAUAUUUAGUAGGUAAAUUCUAAUACUGUGCAGAUUUGAAGACGAAGAUUGCGGGGAUCGGAGGUCGGAUUAUCGUGCAAGAAUUGCCUAAAGACAGCAACCUGCGAUCUGGACAGGACCAACCACACGACGCCGAUGCAGCUGCAGCUAGGGAAAAAUCUGUUGAGACCACCAUCCAUAACGUUUAUACCCCUCAGCCCGUGAAAAGUACGUAAUAAUAAAUAAUCCUUCACAAAUUAUCUCCGGAAUCCUUCCUAAUCAGCUGACAACCACAGAUGCAAAAUUCUACUACAUCCGAAGUGUAUUCCACGACUUUCAAGAUGAGAAGUGCCGUUCUAUUCUGCGCAACAUAGUGCCAGCAAUGGGUACGGAAUCGGUAAUUCUCAUUGACGAAAAGAUAUUCCCCGAUUCCAAUGUCAACUGGAAGAUGACGCAAAUCGAUAUUUCAAUGAUGGCAUGUUUUGCAUCUAUUGAGCGGACAGAGGCCAUGUGGGACGCUUUGCUUGAUUCGGUUGGACUUAAGAUUGUAAGAAAGUAUCUUUAUCAGCCCGAGUUUUCUGACAGUGUUUUAGCUAUUGAGCGCAAGUGAAAUGUCAUUCUACUUUUUGAAUUGAAAAAAUCCUGAAAGUAGACGAGUAAAUUGAGGUUAAAAAAAAGCCGGAUAUCUACAUGAAUCAAUUAGUUGGCUAGCUAGUUUCCGAGUAGAUUGAUCAAGUCCAUUUGAAUAAACAGCACUUUAGCAAGUA
Messenger RNA from Sclerotinia trifoliorum, 1586 nucleotides. The record is from the annotation of a GenBank genome assembly. NCBI's taxonomy places the organism in Eukaryota, Fungi, Ascomycota, Leotiomycetes, Helotiales, Sclerotiniaceae.